Strongylocentrotus purpuratus (purple sea urchin) is the source of this 5552-nucleotide messenger RNA. Its product is annotated as alpha-2-macroglobulin-like protein 1. Lineage: Eukaryota; Metazoa; Echinodermata; Echinoidea; Camarodonta; Strongylocentrotidae. The transcript has 32 exons. The record is from RefSeq and is a predicted model, not a curated record. The coding region runs from base 127 to 4554 and encodes 1475 amino acids. Gene Ontology annotation, cellular component: extracellular region. Gene Ontology annotation, molecular function: endopeptidase inhibitor activity.
AUAACUGAUUCUGGUUCUCGAUCGGGUCGGACAAGAAUUUUGUUUCUUCCGAGUCUGCAUUCCAGAUUGGGCUAUAAUCAUCAGUAAGAGAGGGUUCACGUUUACUCGAUCACGACUACCACCACGAUGAGGCUUAUCGUAAGUCUUCUCAUCUUCACUAUCGCAGUGAUGGUGAGAGGACAGGAAGAUGGAGAUGAACUGCGGGUGGCUCUCACUUUACCUCCAAUUGCCGAAGAAGUUACACAACUACCCGAACCGACUACAACUCCAGCACUACCACUAAGCCCUGAGGAACUCCGAGAAGAGGAUUUCAACAAGGAAAUCUCCUACCUCUUCCUAAUCCCUAAACUCUUCUACGUGCAAACCAAAGAGAGGAUAUGUCUCCUGGUAACCAAGAGCGACGGUCUCCUGGACUACCGGGUGUCUCUCCAGAAGAUAAAUGCAGGUCAAUACGAAGAAUACUGGAGUCCUGGAGAACAGGAGGCUAAACAAGGAGAGAACUGUUUCGAAUUUGAUGUACCAACGAUCGAGUCGGGAUCCAAUCAAAGACAGAAAGUUCGUCUUCAACUGCGACGAAAGGGAGCCGAAGACUUGAACGAGGACGGAUAUGAAGUCACGAAAGAGAGAUUCGUGAGGAUCCAGGCCCAAGGCGGGUCGAAAACUUACGUCCAGACUGACAAACCCAUUUACCAACCCGGUCAGACAGUGAGAUUCCGUGCUCUGACAUUGAACAGUGAACUGAAAACCGUCACAGAACCAUUCGAUUCUGUUAUAGUGGAGAGUCAGUCUCGCCAGCGCGUCAACCAGUGGACGGACGUCAAGGGUGAGGAAGGGCUGAUUGAACUCGAGCACGAACUCCCGGACGAGCUCCCGGACGGGAUCACGAAACUGACUUACUACAUCAAGGUCUUGCGAGGCACCGAAUCAGUAACGCAGACAUUUACUGUUGAAGAGUACGUUCUUCCAAGGUUUGAGGUUGAAGUUAUAACACCUCCGUACAUUCUCAUCACCGAUCCUACUUGCACAGUCAAGGUUUGUGGAACUUACACCUAUGGUAAACCCGUUCAAGGAUCUGUGCAAGCAAAUAUCACUGCUGACGGGGGGCGAUACGACUACAGGACUAGAACUCGGUCUUCUAGAGAGGUUCUGCCGUUCGCCAUACCGAGUACUGACGCCGAUGGUUGUGCUGUUAUCAAUGUUAAUCUCACACGCUUAGAGCUCACAUCGAGAAAGUUCUAUAUCUAUGGAAAUCUGCAAGUAUCCGCCAGGUUUACCGAAACGGCUACAGGUGAAACGCUGACUGAUAAAUCUACGUCCCGUAUGAGCUCAUAUACACUAACCAUGAGGGCUAUAAACAAAAACAAUUUCUUCAAGCCUGCACUACCAUACUUUGGAGCGGUCGAGGUGACUAAUCCCGAUGGAGCCCCAAAGCCUGGUGAGAGCAUUAUCGUGCGAUGCAAUGCUUUGGAUUCCCCUGUAGAAGCCACUUCUAAUGACCAAGGAUUCGCUGUGUUCACUUUACCACUUCAGGGAAUCUACGAAGGAUUCGAUAGUGGAAACUCUCUCAGUUGCAAUGUGACAGCCAAAGACUUCCAAGAGAACAUUCCAUAUGACCCCGAUGUCUGGACCCUGAAUCGACCAAUCACUUACUUCAGUCUGAGUCCUAUGUACUCCCCGACCGACAACUAUCUGGAGGUCGAAGCGGUGAUCCAAUUUGGCAAUCCAAUACAAGUUGGCGGCAGCGUAUCUAUUUCAGUCCACAUGACCAAGGAUUGCACUGAUGGACCCAAGAUACUGGCUGUGUCUCGAGGGAACAUCCUCCAGGAUUUCGAAUACAAGGCAUCCCGUCAGGAGAGCGCAAACGGCAUCAUUUAUGACGUCACCUUUGUUCUCACGCCGUUAAUGACCCCGUUUCUCGACCUUCUAGUCUUUGGUAUCCUUGAUGACGGAGAGAUGAUCGCCGAUAGUCUGGAAAUCGAAAGCAAAGCCGUCUUUGAGAAUGAGGUUCACAUCCAGGUCGCCGACGGACAGGAUGCCACACUCGAGCCGGGGGCACGGACGAGCAUCGAGAUCAUAGCAUCCCCCGGAUCGUUGUGCGCUGUCGGAGUGGUCGAUAAGAGCGUGCAUAUUCUCGGAGGCAACAACCAGAUGAAGACCAGCGACGUGGUCAGCUUUCUGAACACAUUCCAGUUGAGCUCAGGUGACAAUGAUAAUCCGCGGUGCCAGGAUCACGAGGACGAACCAAUCAAUAUUGAUGAUGGCGGAGUUGGCGGCCCUAUACCUUUUAUACCGCGGCCAGUAUUUGAAGUAGCACUGGAACCCCAAGUAUUAGCUCGCAAGAAGCGACAGUUUGGUUUCUCACCGUAUCGUAGAGAUCCAUAUCCGUUAUACUCCGACGUGACCAGGGAAUUUGAGCAACUGGGUCUUGUUCGGAUUUCUAAUCUUAAAGUCGAGACGAGUCCAUGUCAGACGCCAGAACCCUAUCCAUAUUACUUUCGGAAUGAAGCGUUCGCGUUUGCUGCUCAGGCAGACUUUGCACAAGCACUUUCAGUUUCGGCGGUUUCAGCAGGUCCAGCCAUUCGUAAAUAUUUUCCAGAGACUUGGCUCUGGUAUAUGCAACGUCCAGAGGAAUCCCCAACCGUCACCGUCCCUGAUACCAUUACAGAGUGGGUUGGAAGUGGGUUCUGUAUCUCCUCAACAACUGGCUUUGGUAUCUCCGAACCCUUCUCAGUGACAGCUUUCAAACAGUUCUUUGCGGAUUACAAUCUCCCUUACUCUGUCAUACGAGGCGAAGAGCUGGAGCUUCAAAUUAACAUCUUCAACUACUUGGAAAAGUGCUUACCGGUUAAGGUAACUCUCACUGCGUCUUCUAAAUUUGAGAUCAAAGAGGAAUCCAACAGCAAAUACACUUGCGUAUGUAGCAGCUCUGAACCAACCCAAGUGACCUUUAACGUUCGGCCCACAGCACUAGGGGACGUUGAUCUUGAAACAACCGUGAUCGUUGCGUAUGACCAGACUGUAUGCAGAGGGAAACCUGUUGAAACUGGUGUGACACACAGUGAUGGACUAAGCAAGCCUAUUCUCGUAGAGCCUGAAGGAGAGGAGGUGGAGGAAUCACUUAGUUUGUACUUCUGUCCAAAAGAAGAGGAGGACGGCACAUUCAGGCAUACAUUUGAGAUCUCAGUUCCGGUGGAGUAUGUUGCGGACUCGGGCAGAGUUACCAUCUUCAUGUCAGGGGACAUCCUCGGCAAUAGUCUUGCGAACAUCGACAGACUGCUCAGGAUCCCGUCUGGAUGCGGUGAGCAGAACAUGAUCGGGUUUGUACCAAACAUCUACGCGCUCCAGUACCUCCAAGCGACCGAACAAGCUGACCAAUCACAAGUCAACAAAGCCUUGUCAAAUAUGAGGAAAGGAUACCAGAAGCAGCUCAAUUACCGGCGUAGUCGUGGGUCUUACUCGGCGUUUGGUAACAGGGACCCAGCAGGUAGUGCAUGGCUGACAGCCUAUGUGAUUCGCUCCUUCGCUCAGGCCAGUCAAUUCAUUUCCAUCGAUACAAAGGACCUUGACGUCAGUAUUAAUUGGCUGUACAACACCCUCGGACAAGAGGAGAAUGGGUGUUUCCGGUCAAGGGGUCGCGUAAUCCACAAAGAGAUGCAGGGUGGAGUGAAUGAUGAGGUGACUUUGACAGCGUUCAUAGUUGUCAGCUUACUGGAAGCCCAGCAGCCUUUGGAAACCCAGGCUAUUCAAGACGCGUUGUCCUGUAUCACCAACUCUAUCGGCAGUUUGGAAGACACGUACACUGCCGCCCUCAUCGCCUACGCCCUGAGUAUAGCUAAGGAUACCAACGUCGUUCAAGUCCUGGAAUACCUCGAAUCAGUCGACAAAAAUGAAAUUGGAGUGAGAUACUGGGUAAGCAGCCGAACGCAGACCCCGGGAUCGCGUAGGUACGGCCGUGGUGCAACCGCUUCCUCCCUCAGCAUUGAGAUGACAGCGUACGUACUCCUAACCUACAUCAAUGUUUACGGUCAUGACGCCAUAGCUCGCGGCUCGGCUAUCUCCAAGUGGCUUGUCUCACAGCAAGGACCUCACGGAGGGUUUAAAUCGUCUCAGGACACCGUCGUCGCCAUCCACGCUCUCGCUGAGUAUGCCCGUCUUGUGUUCGGCGGCGAGUCUAACCUGGGCAUUGCGUUCAGCUACAAGGAGCAUUGUUUGUGGAACUCAAUAUUCGUCAUCCAUGAUGGAAAUCGUCUCGUUCUCCAGCGGGCCGACCUCGACCAACUCCCAAAGGCAAUCGCAGUCAUCGCUACUGGCGAAGGAUGUGCCCUUCUCCAGGUGAUCAUUCGAUAUAACAUUCAUCCGGCUCUCCCUCCCGCACCAGCCUUCGAGAUCAUUUAUAACGUGGGUCCUACGACGCAACAAGACGCCUGCCAGGGAAGCUUUAAUCUCAAUGUGUGUGUGAGGUAUCUCGGUGAUGAUGGAUUUUCCAACAUGGCCAUGGUCGAGGUGAAGCUAGUUACCGGUUUGUUCCUGAGCAAAAUUCCUUUAAUUUGCUGAGGAAUGGGUUCUACCCAGAACUCACUAGGGCUGAAUAUACAGGCAAGACGGUCGCCAUGUAUUUCAACCAGUUUACCGCCACACUGUUGUGCUUUGAUCUGGAGGUUAGACGUGUCCAUCACGUCACAGAUCCCAAGCCCGGUCUCAUCACGGUUUACGACUACUACGCGCCAGAUGUCAUUCUCUCAACCGAGUACAGCAUGGCUUGUCAAUCGAAUGGUCCACCUAUCAAAGUCCUACCGGUCGAAGAGCCCGAGAGGCCUAUCCAAAUCCUACCGGUCGAAGCACUACCAGAGUAGGAGGUAAUCCAAGUCCUUCCCGCUGAUGAAAACCAGGUUUAACUUGAUCAUGAACCCGGUGUCAUUGGUCACAUGUUAGAAGUCUAACAAUAAAUCGAAUAUUGAAUUAAUGUCACAAUGUUCUUCUAGCAUAAUAGGUGAAGGGUAAAUAAAAUAUUGUUUUGAGAAAUGUCACAUUUGGUUUAAGUUUAUAGUUUUAUCAUGAUAUUGGUUAUACUUACAGGAGCAUUAUAAACAUAAAUUAAGUCAACUGAGACAUUCAGUAGGCCUUAGGUACUGGGCAGAAAUUAUUUAAUUGUUAAAAAGAAAAUGAAAUAAAAGUAGUGAGCUUAAGAUAAUUAUCAUGAAAUACAUAAAGUUAUUCGGAUUAGGUAUAAUUGUCAAUGAUUUCAUAUUCGUUCUAUAUUCUUUAAUCAUCACCUUAAAGCACAAGGGGGGGGGUAAUCGAGCUAGCAACGUUAUUUUUGUUUCGAUAUGAUUAUAAUUAUCUGGAAAUAGAAUUAAUACCAACUGAAAUUUCCACCAAAGUUAACAUUUAGUUGAAUGGAUAAAGAAUCGUAGAAACAUAACGUCCGUUAUAUCAUCUUAAAAGGCCCCUAAAAAACAUUAUCUUAAUUACUACUCGAUCUCAGAAUGUCCUUCAACAUCCAAUUUUCUCUCUCUCUCUCUCUCUCUCUCUCAUUUCUCUUACUUCUUUCU